AUGACAGAUUCUUUGAGGGAAGAUCAAAUUGCUGAAAUCUACGAGGCAUUUUGUCUCAUUGACAAGAACAAUGAUGGGUUUAUUACUGCGGAUGAAUUAACCGUCGCAAUUCGAACAUUAGAUGGAAAUCCAAGAAAAGAAGAAAUCCAAAAUAUGAUUAGUGAAGUGGAUAUUGAUGGAAAAGGAUGUAUUGAUUUUGAAGAGUUCUUGAAUAUUAUGAGUAGAAAAAUAAAGGAAAAUAUGUCUGAUGAAUUGAAAGAAGCGUUCAAAGUAUUUGAUAGAGAUCAAGAUGGAUACAUUUCUGCAAGGGAGUUGAGAUGUGUAAUGAUGAAUUUGGGAGAGAAGCUAACGUAUGAAGAGGCUAAGAAAAUGAUUAGAGAAGCAGAUUUGGAUGGCGAUGGUAAACUUAACUAUGAAGAAUUUGCAAAAAUGAUGAUGAUACUAAAGUGA
Molecule: messenger RNA, 450 nt
Organism: Vicia faba (fava bean)
Lineage: Eukaryota; Viridiplantae; Streptophyta; Magnoliopsida; Fabales; Fabaceae
Source: the annotation of a GenBank genome assembly